AUCCCCUCCCCUUACCCCAAACCUGUCGAGCUCAUCCGCCAGGAAGAAUAUCCCCAUAUGAACCAAGGGACAUACCUCGACCACGGCGGUGCCACCGUCCCGGCCCUGUCCACCCUCCGCCGCACCACCGCCCUCCUCUCGCGCAACCUGUACGGCAACCCGCACUCGGCCAACCGCCCGGCCGCCCGCUCCGGCGCCGCCGUCGACGCCAUCCGCGCCCGCGCCCUCGCCUUCCUCGGCGCCGACCCGGCCCGCUUCGACCUCGUCUUCACCGCCAACGCCACCGCCGCCAUCAAGCUCGUCGCCGACGCCUUCCGCGACCUGGGCGAGAAGGUCCUCUCCCCCACCACUCCUGGCGCUUUUGCUACUGCUGCUGCUGCUGCUGGCGGUGGUGGUGGCGGUGGUGGUGGUAGUGGGUUCUGGUACGGCUACCACCGCGAGGCGCACACCAGUCUCGUCGGCGUGCGCGAGCUGGCCGCCGGGGGCCACUACUGCUUCGUCGGCGGGGACGACGAGGUGGAGGCCUGGCUGGACGGAAGGGUGGUCGCGAUCCGGCCCGGCUCCGGACCGGUCGUUCCGGGCUAUCCGGGGAUGGCGCCGGGUCUAAUGGCGUGGCCGGCGCAGUCGAACCUGACGGGGAGGAGGUUGCCGGUUACCCGGUGGGUGAGGAGGGUGCGGGAGAACGGAAGGAGGAGGGGCCGCGCCGCCGCCUCCGCCUCCGCCGCUUGGAGGGACACGUACACCCUAGUGGACGCGGCCGCGCUGGCCAUGACGAGCGGGCUGGCCGAGCUGUUCGCGGACCCGGAGGCGGCGCCCGACUUUGUCUGCCUCUCCUUCUACAAGGUCUUUGGCUUCCCCGACCUGGGCGGCCUGGUCGUCCGCAAGGAGUCGGGCCACGUCCUCGCGCUGAGGAAGUACUUUGGCGGCGGCACCGUGUCCAUGGUCAGCGCCAUCGGCGGGGCGUGGCACCUCUCCAAGGGUCUGGGCGUCGCCGCGGCCGCGGGGGAGCCCGCAGCCGGGGAGGGAAGACAGCACGGCGGAGCGCUGCACGAGGGCCUGGAGGACGGGACGCUGCCGUUCCACAGCAUCCUGGCGCUCGGGGAGGCCAUGGACGUCCACGGCGAGCUGUACGGGUCCGGGUCCGGGUCCAUGGACAACAUCUCGGCCUACACGACCGCCCUGGCCGAGCGGAUGUACCGGGGCAUGCGGGCGCUGAGGUACGCGGACGGCCAGCCCGUGUGCGUCAUCUACGAGGAAGGGUCCGUGUCGGAAUACGGAAACGCCACGCGGCAGGGCUCUACCGUGGCAUUCAACGUCUUGCGGCCGGACGGGGGCUACGAGCCGUACGACAGGGUGGAGAGGCUGGCAAACGACAUGGAGAUCUAUGUCCGGUCGGGAGGGAUCUGCUGCCCCGGAGGCCUGUUUACGGCCCUCGGCUAUGAGCCCUGGCAUCUACAUCGUGCGCGAUCCGCUGGACAUCAAUGUGGCCCUAACGGCAUCGGUAUCAUCAACGAAUUGCCCACUGGUGUGGUACGAGCUAGUCUCGGAGCCAUGAGCACCGUUGAAGACGUCGAUCGGUUCCUCUCCUUCCUUCGCGAAACCUUCAUCUCGCGGGAGGACAGCGCGUAUGCGAGCAGCAACGGGGACGGCUCUGCCUCGCUGAAUCGGCCCGAGGACUAGAAGAGAAUGGAGCUCCAUGAUGGAAGCAGCACAGAGGUGCAAAAAGAAGACAACGCCUUGCUUGUAGGUUCGAUGAAAGACACGAAGAUUGCUUUCCAGCAGGCCUCCGUUUCGUAUGCCAGAUAGGCGGAUCCUCGAGGUGAUGAUGGUCCUCGGACGCGUUUCGAGUGCCCGUUACAAGCCAAGUGGUUUCGCCCAUUUGACACCCGACAAACAAUAAUAAUAGCAGGCACGUACAUACAUGUGCUUCUCAAGCGACCGCUUCGUGGCGAUCGCAUCUUU
This is a messenger RNA of Thermothelomyces thermophilus ATCC 42464, 1962 nucleotides long. RefSeq lists its product as uncharacterized. Gene Ontology annotation, biological process: molybdopterin cofactor metabolic process. The transcript is spliced from 5 exons. The record is from RefSeq and is a predicted model, not a curated record. Bases 58 to 1680 code for a protein of 540 amino acids. NCBI's taxonomy places the organism in Eukaryota, Fungi, Ascomycota, Sordariomycetes, Sordariales, Chaetomiaceae. Gene Ontology annotation, molecular function: molybdenum cofactor sulfurtransferase activity.